Molecule: messenger RNA, 1341 nt
Organism: Stylophora pistillata
Lineage: Eukaryota; Metazoa; Cnidaria; Anthozoa; Scleractinia; Pocilloporidae
Product: transmembrane protein 41A
Source: RefSeq, a predicted model, not a curated record
UGCCGGCGCUUUCCCAUCCUUCUCCGUAAAACUUCUCAGCGACUUUUAAAUUUGUACGGUUUCGGGUUUUCGAACACCGUCUCAGAAUGAUGAGGACACUUUCCAAAACACAGAGAACUUUCUUUUGUAUUCUAGGCAUUGGUUCUACUUUUUUUUCUGCCACGCUUUUUCUUACCUUAGUGUCGAUGUUUCGACCGCCAUUCACAGCGAAUCUCGCCACGGGGGCUAACGAAAGUAAAAGUUACGAGCUCCAUUUUCCAAGUGACCUUGAGGAUCUCAAGUCAUUAGCCAGUCUAUUAAAGCAAUACAGACAAGAAAAUUUUGGUUAUGUGGUUCUGCUGUUCUGUAGUGCGUAUUUAUACAAGCAGACAUUUGCUAUCCCUGGGUCUGUUUUUAUGAAUUUGUUAGCUGGUGCAAUAUUUGGUAUGUGGGCUGGAUUUCCUUUGGUUUGCAUCUUGACUGGAUGUGGAGCCACGUUUUGUUAUCUUUUAUCUAAAGCAUUCGGUAAAGUGCUUUUACUUCAGUAUUUUCCAGACAAGAUCCAGGCCUUGCAGGACAAGGUCAAAGAGAACCUUGAUAGUCUGUUUUUCUUUUUAUUAUUCUUGAGACUGUUUCCUAUGUCUCCCAACUGGUUCUUAAACAUGUCAUCCCCAGUUUUGGAAGUACCUAUCACACAUUUCUUUUUCUCAGUUGUAAUUGGCCUGAUGCCAUACAAUUUUAUAUGCUGCCAGACUGGUUGCAUUUUGUCACAGUUGACAUCUCUAGAUGAACUCUUUACUUUUAAUGUUGUCAUUAAGCUAUGUGGCAUAGCUGUUAUGGCAUUAUUACCUGGUUUAAUUGUCAAGAAACUUCACAAAACUAAAAAGUCCCAUUUAGAUUGACUACUCUAAGAUUGCUAUGAAUAUUUCAAAAAAAAUAUGUAGGAAUUUUGUAUGAGUGGAUAUGAAAAUGCAUAUGCAAAACUUUGAAUUUUUUGUAUUAUUUAUGAAGGGGGAAUCAAAACUCUAGUCAAUGUUUAUAAGAGUUCGAGAUCAAUGAAUUAUUUAUAAAAUUAAUAUUACAAUAGUUAUUGAGACUCAUUUAAUGGGAAGUAGAAAAUGUAUUUUAUGAGAAAAAAAUUAAAUUAUAUUGCUGCAGAUCCUCGAUUUCAUGUGAAAAAAAAGACAUGUAAUGUCACAGAAGAACCAUUUACGUGUUGCUUUUUUUCACUCUGCAGUCCAUUUUCCUUUUUUAAAGUUUGAAAUUUACAUAUAAAUUGUGUACUUGUAAUUAUGUUAAAAAUUACACAUGUCACCUAAGAUACAAUGAAUAUAUGAAGUUCAUAUAUUUUGAACUGCGGUA